Protopolystoma xenopodis is the source of this 483-nucleotide messenger RNA. The record is from the annotation of a GenBank genome assembly. NCBI's taxonomy places the organism in Eukaryota, Metazoa, Platyhelminthes, Monogenea, Polystomatidea, Polystomatidae.
AUGGACAGACUUUGCUCCUUUGAGAAGAAUGAACUAUCUCAAAUCGUCUGUGAGCACCGUCCCACAGCCAGCCUGGCAACCCCUCAAUCGCCGGCUUCUCGUCGUCCUCGCGACGAUUCGGGAAUAACUGAUAAGCCUCUAAACGCCAAGUCGCCAAGCGCAUGCUUUUGCGCUUGUUUCCGGUGUACGCCCACAAAUGGGCCACCUGAUGACAAAUGGCUACCGGCACCAGUUACCGGACAGACGUUUUUGCUCAGCAUUCAGCGUCGCUCGCACAUGGCGCACCAAGAAAACCCUCCCCAGACCUGGUUGAUUAGGCCACCAAGGCACAAUGACGGCUCUCGAUCUGUCCUUGAUUGUUGCCCAGAUCAACCUCAGCGGAAGCAUCACCAGCGCUAUUCACUAGAGAGCGCCGACGAUUCCGGUGAUCUUCUUGACAAUAUGCCUUCGUCGGAGUCCAUAAACUACUCAGAAAUCCGUUAA